Batrachochytrium dendrobatidis JAM81 is the source of this 1512-nucleotide messenger RNA. RefSeq lists its product as uncharacterized. Gene Ontology annotation, biological process: proteolysis. Gene Ontology annotation, molecular function: aspartic-type endopeptidase activity. Lineage: Eukaryota; Fungi; Chytridiomycota; Chytridiomycetes; Rhizophydiales. The transcript is spliced from 5 exons. Bases 1 to 1512 code for a protein of 503 amino acids. The record is from RefSeq and is a predicted model, not a curated record.
AUGACCGCAAUUGGAGAUGAACACAGUAUACUACUGAAGUUGAUUUUCCACCAACAGCGAUACUUGUAUAUCGAUCCACCCUACAGGGUGUUUCUGGAAUGCGUUAUACUUGCGUUACAAGCGGUUGCUGCAGUUCGACUUGAAUUAGAAUCACCAAUUGAAAGUGCCAGUCAAUCAAACAAUAGGCUGUCAAAACGAUCACCCGUUGAAUUGGGUGGUGAUAUUAACAAAUGUUACAGAAUGAAAUUCAAUAUUUAUGGAAUCAAUUUGAAUUUACAAGUCGAUUCAGUAAUGUCUGAUACGAUCGUACCAUAUCCUACUUCAAAAAACAACUUAGGUUUGGAUAUACUAAGUAUUACAAGUGGGAGGCUCGUUACUAUAGAGUACAAAGGCAAAGAGUAUAGAGGAGUUAGUUUCACAGCCACUGUGACGAUUCCGGGUACUAGUAUAACUGACAUUGGGUUACCAGUAGUAGCAGUUGAAAAACAAUCGCCAGAUAUAGUUGGUAUCAGUCCAAAUUUUGAUGGAGUAUUUGGGAUUGGUUAUCCCUCGUUGUCAAAGCGUCGUCCACAAACCACUGUGUUGGAUGUUUUGUACAAUGAUGGUGUCAUUUCUAAUAACGAGAUUGGUCUUCAACUAUGUCCAUAUGGCAUGCGUUCAAAAAGCUUCAUCAAUAUAGGAAACACGGACGUAACUGCAAAAUGCGGAACGAAUGGAAGGAGUGUUGCAUGGGUAGACUCACCAUCACAUGGUCGUCAUAGUGUCAACAUCAAGAGUAUACUAGUCAAUGACGAACUAGUGGAGCUACCCGAGGAAUUUCAAAAAAACCAAGGAGAAGACGGACGUAUUUUGUAUUCAUAUCUACAUACAUGCCUUUUAUAUAUGCGUUUUCCUGAAGUAGUCGUGACAGCGUUGAUUAGUGCUAUUGUUGAUAGUGAUGCGAUCACUGUUAAGAAUAAUAUGCUUGAGCGCAAGCGCAAGCUCAAUCCAGAAGAUAUUGAUGACAUAUUCUGGAAGCAUCAUCUAAUGGUUAGAUCCAAUUUUCAUAUCGAUUGGAUCAAGCUGCCGUCGCUUACAAUUACAAUGUUUGCUCAAACCCCCGUAACUGAUGCCAAUCGCAACUCCCUUGUAACAAUCACACUGGGUCCCAAAGACUAUAUACAGAGAGUUGACUCCAAACAUGUUAGAUUUACUGUAACAGCUGGUUCAAAUGAAAAUGCAGCUCUUGGUAUAUCAUUUAUGGCCCGACUUAUAUUGACAUUUGAUUUACAAAAUGCACGCAUUGGAUUUGGUCCUGGAUGUGGAUGUGAACUCUCGACUGAUGGAUAUCCUAUUAUUUCAAACAAUGAUCGAGUGCUCUGGUCACCAUCACAAUUGCCUGAACAACCAAGUACUUCAAGUUCAGAUGGUACAUCUACUCUCAGGAGAUCAUUUUCGCGAUUUGGUAGUACUCUCCGUGAUAGUGCUCGUCGUAGUAGUAGGCGGCUAAAGUUUAAUUACAAGAAAACUUGA